CCGUCUGUCUCCACCUGCUGGGUUUGGCAUGCUGUGAAUUAGUUGGAAUACCUGACAUUUCUGCAAUUUUCAGCCCUUCUUUGGACUUACUAACUCGAAUGUGGACCUGAAUCUAGAGCCAGAGGAAUUAACAGAUCACUGACCACCUACUCCUCUGCACGGAUGAGAUCUGUCUCCUAUUGGGAAGGCAGGCAUACAAAAAUGUCACCUGUCUGCACGCUACUUCAUAAGCGAAUUCCGGCAGACUUCUGUUACCAAACGAAUUUCCUGUAAGCACACAUCAAUACGAAGAACAUGGAGGUGGAGGAAGAGCAAAAUUUAACAGUCAAUGCCAAUGCAUCUGAUAUCCAAUCAAUCACACACAGUCUAUGGGAAGUUAUAACCAUAGCAACUGUAUCAGCGAUUGUAAGUCUGAUCACGAUAAUUGGGAACGUUCUUGUGAUGAUUUCCUUUAAGGUUAACAGCCAACUGAAAACUGUGAACAACUACUACUUGCUGAGUUUGGCUUUUGCAGACCUCAUAAUUGGAGUAUUUUCUAUGAAUUUAUAUACCUCAUACAUACUCAUGGGAUACUGGUCUUUGGGGAGCUUAGCAUGUGAUCUUUGGUUAGCUUUGGAUUAUGUGGCUAGCAAUGCCUCUGUAAUGAACUUGCUAGUUAUUAGCUUUGACAGAUAUUUUUCGAUUACAAGACCACUAACAUAUAGAGCUAAGAGGACACCCAAACGGGCUGGAAUCAUGAUUGGCAUGGCUUGGCUGGUGUCAUUUAUCUUGUGGGCACCCCCCAUAUUGUGUUGGCAGUAUUUUGUUGGCAAACGGACAGUACCUGACAAGCAAUGCCAGAUCCAGUUCUUCUCAGAGCCAGUGAUCACAUUUGGAACUGCGAUUGCUGCUUUCUACAUCCCGGUGUCCAUCAUGACCAUUCUGUACUGGAGGAUCUACAAGGAAACUGAGAAGCGCACAAAGGACUUAGCAGAACUCCAAGGUCUCAACUCUUCAGUUGACUCCAGCAGUGCCAACCCCCAGAAGACGAUAAUCAGAUCCUGUUUCAACUGCAGACAACCACCAAGUUCCUCCCGGGAUAGGAACCAGGCAUCCUGGUCUUCUUCGAAUCGUAGCAAUGUCGCCAGGUCUACCAUGGCUCCUAAUGACGAGUGGUCUAGGGCUGAUCAAGUGACCACUUUUAACAGCUACGCAUCCUCAGAAGAUGAGGAGCACCCUGGAUCUCCAGGGAUCUUCCAGGCGCCUUAUAAAAACCAGGCCAGUGAGGCAAAAGAAAGUUCUGUCACAAGUGAGAAUGAGCAACUCAGCAGCUAUGAAGAGGGAAGCUACUUCCCUUCUCCACCCAAGAGCAGCUCCCAAAAAGGCAAAAAAUGCGUUUCAUACAAAUUUAAGCCCGUUCCUAAAGAUGGAAGUCCCCAGGAAUGCAAAAACGGGGACACUAAAAUAACUCAAUCAUCAUGUUCUUCUGCAGAGUCCAUGGCUGCCCCUUCCACUGCCUCCUCCUCCAAACCCAUGGACACCACCUUGAAGAACCAGAUCACCAAGAGGAAAAGAAUGGUCCUCAUUAAAGAGAAGAAGGCAGCACAGACUCUCAGUGCCAUCCUGCUAGCUUUCAUUCUCACCUGGACCCCCUACAACAUCAUGGUUCUGAUCUCAACCUUCUGCUCGGAGUGCAUCCCUCUGUCUCUCUGGCAUCUGGGCUACUGGCUGUGCUAUGUCAACAGCACAGUCAACCCCAUGUGCUACGCCCUCUGCAACAAAACCUUCCAGAAGACCUUCCGCAUGCUGCUUUUGUGCCAGUGGAAGAGGAGGAGGACAGAAGAGAAGCUAUACUGACAAAAAAGAUCAACAGGUGGAUAUUUCCCUAGAUGUUCCCAACAUCUGUAUUAGGUCUUCAUGAGGCCCGGAUGGACAAAGCUUCAGUUGGUUGUGUUACAUUCGCCAAAUUCUGCUACUGCUAUUCUCCACAUUUUGUACUCGCAUGUAUGACUCUGCUAUAGGCACAUGUACAGUCUGACCCUGUCUACUCGGCAUAUCAAGAGCCUGCCUGUCAUGAAAGCCUUUAACAGGUGCAGUUGUAAAAUGUCUGUCACAUGAAUUGG
Messenger RNA from Brienomyrus brachyistius, 2102 nucleotides. Its product is annotated as muscarinic acetylcholine receptor M5-like. Gene Ontology annotation, biological process: G protein-coupled receptor signaling pathway, coupled to cyclic nucleotide second messenger; chemical synaptic transmission; adenylate cyclase-inhibiting G protein-coupled acetylcholine receptor signaling pathway. NCBI's taxonomy places the organism in Eukaryota, Metazoa, Chordata, Actinopteri, Osteoglossiformes, Mormyridae. The transcript has 3 exons. The record is from RefSeq and is a predicted model, not a curated record. Gene Ontology annotation, molecular function: G protein-coupled acetylcholine receptor activity; G protein-coupled serotonin receptor activity. The coding region runs from base 295 to 1836 and encodes 513 amino acids. Gene Ontology annotation, cellular component: synapse; dendrite; plasma membrane.